This is a messenger RNA of Mycosarcoma maydis (corn smut), 2385 nucleotides long. RefSeq lists its product as uncharacterized. The transcript is spliced from 2 exons. Lineage: Eukaryota; Fungi; Basidiomycota; Ustilaginomycetes; Ustilaginales. Bases 1 to 2385 code for a protein of 794 amino acids. The record is from RefSeq and is a predicted model, not a curated record. Gene Ontology annotation, biological process: mRNA splicing, via spliceosome. Gene Ontology annotation, molecular function: RNA lariat debranching enzyme activator activity; nucleic acid binding; zinc ion binding. Gene Ontology annotation, cellular component: post-mRNA release spliceosomal complex.
AUGCCAGAAAAGGUUCUAAUCGUGGGACCUGUCCAAGGUCGACUGACCGAACUGAUUUCCAAGGUCUCUGCCAUCCAAUCGAAGCACGGUCCGUUUGCCGCACUUUUUGUACUUGGCGAUCUUUUCCAUCCGUAUCCUGCUGAAAUAGGGCUGCAGCAACAAAAUGAUCUACUUCAAGGCAAACUUCGACUUCCGAUUCCGACAUACUUCUACCAAGGCUCCUUCCUUCCCUCACCGCCUCUCGUGGAAAAGAUUGUAGCAGCGUCCAAACAGGCCAGCAAGGACGUACCUCAUGGUCUUGCCAAGCUGGCCGAAAACCUGUUCUGGGCAAAAGGAAAGAGCGGAGUCUUUACUUUGCCGACAGGCUUCAGAGUAGCAUUCGUUGGAGGAGUGUGGCAUCCUAGCAAGUUUGCGCAGGACAUUGAAAAGGAGUCUGGGCAAUUUGAUCCCGAGGCAUGGCACGAAUCGGACCUCCAACGAACACGAGACGAACAAACGGCACACAUUACACCAGCGACGAUCCAUCGUCUUCUCGCGCACCCUUCCUUCCGCUUGCCCUCGACCUCAAUCCCAACCUCAAUGCGCUCGAAUCAUGGUGCGGCAAAGCCGGGAACACUCGCAGCAGCACGCGCUUCAGCUUCGGCGGAUCAGGCUCGAGUUGCAGCGCAAACCGCAGCGCUGGACAUGCUGACAUCCAGACCACCAAUCGAUAUCAUGCUCACAAACUGCUGGCCGACAGGUAUCACGCUUUUCUCCAUACCUUCUACAUCCUCGGAUCCAACGGGCGGACUACCAGACCCGACAGCAAGAAUGUGGGGCUCGCCAGCCAUCGCGCGUCUUGCAUCUCACGCCUGCCCACGUUACCACUUCUCUCUCGCACCGUCCACCUCAGAAGGAGAAAGCGAUGUGAUUUUGCCCGUUGGUAUCGCGCAAGAAACGCUCGACAUGGGCGCGUUUUGGGAACGCGCACCCUAUGUCACCAAUCUAUCUUCUUAUCUUUCAGCUGUACAGCAACAGCAGCUUCAGUCCACACCCCAGGGUAGAAGGCAAGCCGAGAGGUUGAAAGCGAUCACUCGAUUUGUGUCGCUGGCCAAAUUUGCGAACGAAAAGAAGAAAGAGGUGGUUUUCUGGCUCGGUAAUUCACACCCUGCGGAUCACACCAGCAGCAGCCACAACAGGCAUUGCCCGACAAAUGCACGCAGACACCCUACUCUGUACCCUCAAGAUGGGGACAUGGAAUCGGGACCAAACUAUCGUUUCCAAGAACCUCGGAACAAACGUCAGAGAGCCGAGGGAGGGAGUGAAGACGUCCCACCUCCCGGUUACGUAUGUCGGAUCUGCAAUGUUGAAGGACAUUACAUUCGCCUGUGCCCGGUCAAACAACAACAACAGCAGCAGCAGCAGCAUCAAACCCCGUCCGAUCCUGUCUCCGCUUCCAUUGUUCCCGCUGACACCAAUGCCUCCGAAGCACCGAAGCAGCGAUGGGUCAAAUCUCAGAUGCCACUCCCAGCCGGUCUGCCCAGCAAACCAUCCUUCGCCCAGCCGCACCAGCAGAAACGUCAAAUGAUUCCAGUAGGACCAUCCAACUGUUGGUUCUGCCUAUCGAAUCCUUCGAUCGCCAAGAACCUUAUCAUCACGAUCGCAGCCGACUCGUAUCUGGUCUUUCCCAAAGGACCUUUCACGCAUCCUUCGAUCAAUCAAGUUCCAAACGAUGCUGCACACGUUCUCGUAGUCCCUCUCGCACACACGAGUAACCUUCUUCCACCGAACCACCCUGUUCUGUCCGGGAACGACGAGUUGGACGCUCAAGAACGCGAAAGGACACAGGCAGAGAUGGCAGAGACCAAAGCGAGCGUUCGAAGCGUGUGGGCCAAGACGAACCAUGCCAUGUUGGAAUGGACCCUGGUCCGCGUUCGUACAAGCAGUCGCAUGACGCAUUUCCAAACGCAGCUCUUGGCCGUACUGCAGCAAGUGGUGGAUCAACGUGAUCUCGUCAAAAUACUCGAUGAUGCACUUGAAACUCUGCCGCUUUCCAAAUCCAUCAUGCGCAAUGCGGACCAAAUACACGCGUACUUGUCCCGUUCUGCGCACGACCCAGACGCAGAGGAGCAAGACGGCUAUUUCCACAUGGCCCUACACGCUCUCUCGCGCAGCUCGACGGCUAAAACAGAAUGGCUGGUUCCGUUGACUGUAACGUCGAGAUUCCCAGUGCAAUUUGUACGCACCGCGCUGGCAAACGCUCUCGAACUGCCGCAUUUGGCCGAUUGGAAAAGCGCAGACGCUCAUCAGAAACAGCUCGAGCUCGACAACGCGCUCCAGGAGCACGACCAAGCAGAGAGCGAGAAACAGCGCUCGGCUCAUCUCAGGUCACUUUUGCUACAAUGA